Messenger RNA from Penicillium soppii, 4881 nucleotides. Its product is annotated as BTB domain and ankyrin repeat protein. Gene Ontology annotation, molecular function: protein binding. Lineage: Eukaryota; Fungi; Ascomycota; Eurotiomycetes; Eurotiales; Aspergillaceae. The coding region runs from base 1 to 4881 and encodes 1626 amino acids. The transcript has a single exon. The record is from RefSeq and is a predicted model, not a curated record.
AUGAGUAACAAGCUUUGGGAGUAUUUUAUAUACGAUGAUGUCGACAGGUUCCAGCGGUUCCUGGCGAACGCGACCUUCGUGGGCCAAAGAACUGCAGGAGCCUCCGGGGGUUCCUCCGGAGCGGCGGCGAACCUGUCCAUGAAGACUGGAAGCCCUGGGUCCUUCAUCGCAUCGUCUCCAAAUCCACCGAGGAGUAAGAAACCCUUCGGCUUGUCGCCUGGCACGCCCAUUUCCGACCGUAUAGUCUCCCAGCGCGGUGGCGCGACUUUGUCGCGCGCCGAGAUAAAUGCCCAAGAUCACUUUGGUCGGACGCUUCUUCAUCACGUCGCCUCCUCAAACAAACCCACUGCCGUCGAAUUCGCACGCUCCUUAUUGGAGAUUCCGUUCGUUGAUAUAUAUGUGCAAGACUGGGAGAGUGGAUGGACAGCUCUACACCGAGCCCUUUAUGCAGGAAAUGCCUCGGUCGCUCAGGCGCUGAUGAUGCGUGACGUGCAAGACAUGACAGACUUCAGCAAGGUUGGAGCUGCAAAUCAUCCUACUGGUGGCCUGAUUAAGAUUAAGGAUCGAGAGGGCUACAGUCCUUUCGAUGUGUUCGGAUCGACCAUUAAAAAACGUGACAUCAAAUUACCCACCGACAACUGGCCAAACUCGGUCGACGAUGCCAUGGGCAGCGAUGCUGCCUCCAGCCCACCAUCCAAACAUGGGGAUCACGGCGAAGAUGACAUGUACACUUCUCAAAACAUUCUCAAAGGAGCCGUUGACAUCUCCGCUGAUGAGGUUUUUACCCUCGGAAGUAACAAAAAUCUAAACCUGGGUCUAGGGGACCAAGAUGAUCGACAAUUCCCCGAACGUAUCUCAUUGAAACGCCCCGAACAUCUGCUUCAUCGGUUCUAUCGCGAAUACCAGGACAACCUGGAGCAUCUCGGGCUUGAAGAAACCAUCCCCAAGAUAACUUCUAAAGAUCUCCCAACAUUGAUAAGGAACAAACCAAUCAAGCAUAAAGAAAUUGUGAUGUCCAAAUUACACACAGCUGUUAUUACCAACGAUCCUGAGGCCAACCUGUUCAUUUGUGGGUUUGGGCCAGGAGGACGGCUAGGAACAGGAGAUGAGUCCACAAGGUUCAAUUUUGUCUGCAUCGAAACAGGCGGACUGGAGGGGAAGAAGGUGGUUUCAGUUGCUCUCGGUCAAGAUCACAGCUUGGCAAUUACCGAGUACGGGGAAAUAUUCAGUUGGGGAAGCAAUAAGUAUGGACAAUUGGGCUAUGGUCUGCCCAGAACGAGCAAUAAGAACGAUGUUCCUACUCAAACUACCCCACGCCAGAUAUUCAACCCUUUCAAGAAGGAAACGAUUCUGGGUGCAGCGGCCUCCUCCAUUCACUCGGUCGUUUUCAGCAAUUCCGGCCUCUACACGUUCGGUAAAAACGAAGGUCAACUCGGUCUGGUGGACUCGGAUGCUCGCUCGCUCGAAGUUCAGACCACUCCUCGGCGCGUGGGAGCUUCUCUCUUCACUUGUCCAAUCCUUAUGGUCUCCGCUAUCGACCGUGCUUCUUGUAUUCUUCUACAAAACCACGAGGUAUGGGUUUUCUCAUCAUAUGGUUACUCAAAAAUUUCUUUCCCUCUAGAAGUGAGCUCGAGCUUUAUCAAGAAAAGUUUCAUGGCCACCAGGUACGACAAGACUGCCAAUCGUGUCGUCAAGCUUGCGUGUGGAGGAAACACCAUCUGCGCAUUGUCCAGCUCUGGUGAGGUUUUCACCGUUGAGGUCAAUCAAUCUGAUAAUCCUUCCACUUUAACAUCCACCACAAACCCCACAAAAAUUCGCAACUCUCUAGCUGCUCCGGUCCGAGCUUGGUCGGUUAAGAAAUCCCAUAUGGCGGCAAGCGACGUCGACGUCGGCCAAGACGGCUCUAUUAUUAUUUGCACGACUUCUGGAUCUGCGUGGAGAAAGGAACGACGGACAAAGAAGAAGCAGGGGGCCUCAAAGGACUACAAGUUUGCUCGUAUCCCUGGCCUCUCACGGGCAGUGGCAGUACGCAGCAAUGCGUUUGGUGCCUAUGCCGUCGCCCAAAGCGACUGUGAAGUGACGCGAGAGCAAAUUCAUGUCGACUCCAGCACUCUUGGGGAUGACCUAUUGCCGCUAUCUCCGUUCCUCACGCCUGGUCUGGGAAAUUUAGACUCCAUCCUCGAAGCUGAUCAUUCCGACGGUCUCUUUGGUUCUCUUUCCGCGGCGGCAGCGACUCGGCGAGCCAUACUUUCUUCCUCGGAUAUCGAAGGCCAAUUCCUCCCUAUCCGUUCUGAAGGCAUGAUUUGGAUGACCAACUCAUUAUCCGACCACCGCAUUCCCAUCCAUGAAUGGGUUUUGGCUGGGCGCAGCCCUGUUUUACAAAAGGCACUCGAGGAGUUCCGUGGGUCUUAUUACUCUUCUCUUGCAGAUGUCUUUGAUAUUGAAUACGGGCCAGAUGGACACCCUCGGAUCUGCCUGAAGGGCGUUGACUUUUUGACUGUUAUGAAUGUGGUGUUCUACUUCUACACAGAUAAAUUCCUUGAUGUUUGGCACUUAGCCAAGAGUUCGUCUGCCAACUCAGCCCGUUAUCGACAAGUUCGGAAUGAACUCAUGCGGGUCGCUAUGCAGCUAGAGCUGCCAAAACUCGAACGAGCCGCAAGACUCAUGCAGGAGCCAGAGGACAGUUUGGAGCAUGACAUGGCUCGGGCCAUCAACCACCCAUCUUUCUUCGACAGCGCAGAUGUGGUUUUGCAGCUCAAAGGAGCAACCCUGAAAGCGCACAGCCAAAUCAUCUGUCAGAGAUGCCCAUUCUUUGAUACUCUUUUCCAUGGCUACGCGGGUGGGAAAUGGUUGGAGUCGCGCAAAUCAGACCCAAGCCAACUUGUGCCUGUUGAUUUGAAGCACAUUGACCGCUCAACGUUUGAGUUUGUUUUACGCUAUCUCUACGCCGACAUAGGGGAGAAUUUGUUUGAUGAAGUUCGGACCAAUGAUCUUGAUGAGUUUAUUGACGUGGUUCUGGAUGUUAUGUUCGUGGCAAAUGAGCUGAUGAUUGACCGGUUGUCUCAAAUUUGCCAAAAGACUCUCGGUCGAUUUGUUACGACGCGCAAUGUGUGCUACCUUCUCAACUCCGUCGUUUUCUGCCGCAUAACGAAUUUCAAGUACGCUGCUAUGGCAUACAUCUGCAUCAACCUCGAGGACAUGCUUGCAAACAGAUAUCUCGAAGAUCUAGACGAGAUGCUUCUGAAUGAAUUGGAUGCGAUAUGUCAUUCGAACCAGUUGUCCUUUUGGCCUAUCUCUCGUGGACAGAACUCCGAGGAGAACCUGCUUUCGGUACACCCCGAGAUCCGCAAAGCUUUAGAGGCAGAUAAGCAAAAAAGGAUAGAUGCAAUGACUUUGCAGUCUCGUCUUGAAGUUAUGCAGUAUUAUGACGUGCGUGCUCGGUCAAUCACGAACGACCAGACAAGUUCUUCUUCAUCUGUCCGCAAAUCAAAGGCAAGUGUGUCCAGGGAGUCACCAAAGGCUGGCGGUACUCCAAAGUUGAAACCCACGCCGUCCACCGGAGAUCUCAUGUUCCAAAUGGACGACGAAGCUUUGAUGUCACCUGGUGAUUCAAAAGGAAAGGGUGUCGUACGUGGGCUCAAGUUCACAGAGGGCAUUUCUGGGAAUCGAUCAUACCCCGACUCCCCAGCUUUGGGGGCAAGUGUCCGAGAUGACUCUUUGGGCGGUCGGAACUAUUUAGAUGACCAGAUGUCUUCUCCCCAAGGUGCGCUGCUUGCACAGUCCCCAUCUGAGUCAAGAGCGCUUUCUCUCAAUCAGAAGCACGCUAUAUCAUCAUACGACCCCUCUUCUGCGCCAUGGAGCUCACCGGCAAUUGCGGGUUCCAAGAAAGAUCUCAAAGACAUCAUGGGUGAAACCACCCAGUCUCGAGUAUCGAAUCUCACAAUGGGCAUAGUGGAUCGCCGCGAAAGCAGCACUAAAUCCUCCCCGAAAAUGUCCCAGAAAGAGCGAAAGAAGAUUCAACAACAACAGAUGCAGGAGCAGUUGGCUGCUCAGCAGAAGAUGAAAGAUGCCCCAAAAAACCCUUGGCAAAAGCCAAUAACUCCUUCGCCAGCUGCACCAUCCAAGCAUGAUCCACUGCCAGGUCAAACUGCUCCAUCUGAACCCAAAGCUGCCCAGAGGUCCAUGACUAUGCGACAGACUGUAGCCGGUACACCUCCGCCGAAGUCAAAGCCCGUGGCAACCCCCGUGCAAACACAGCGCCGCAGUGUCUCAGGCAACCCGCAACCCGCUCCACAUUCGAAGCCUUCUACAUCAGGGCCUUCAGCGACUCAAAGCAACCAACCGACAUCACCACCACCACCAGCCAUCCAGUCCAUCCGUCACAUACCCCGCCCCGAUCCCAUCGGAAUGAUGUCUCCAUCCUCCGGCUCUUACUCCCUGUCAACAAUCUUACUUCAGCAACAGACAGAAAAGGAAGCAAUUCGCGAAGCAGCCACGGCAAAGCAUAAUAUGCAGGAGAUCCAAGCAGAGCAGGAAUUCCAGCAGUGGUGGGAGGAAGAAAGUAGGCGCGUUCAAGGAUUGGCAGACCCUGAACUCCCUGGGCCUCGCUCUGCAAAAGACGGACGUGGCAACAAGACAGCUGGCACAUCCGGUACUCAACGCAAGCGUCGAGGCAAUAAGAAUGCCAGUGAUGCGCCUGGUCAGGAUCAGCGACGUGUGUCCGCUCCAAGCUCUGGUCGUGCAACCUCAAAAACAAAUACUAAUGGCCACACCCCGACCCAAUCGCAGAAGGUUUCCGGUGGUAAUCCUACUGCUGAGAAUACGAAUAAUCGCCGCGGAGGACAAAAUCCUCAACGUAGUAAAGGAAAAAAUCGCGGUUAA